GGUUUUUAUCCAAGGGGCGUUUUUUCUUCUGUCCGUCAUAAGGACCAGACCGGAGUGUAUGAGUGUGUGUGUGUGUGUGUGUGGUGAGGGAUGAGAGAUGGACACUGGGUGCGGGAUGCGCGCGCGGCAGACUGCUGACGUUAGUGUACAUGUAAUGAUCAUUACUGCUGCUGGUGGUUCACGUCCAGAAGACACCUCCUGAAAAGCCUGGGAGAUCGUGGAUGUUCAGACAUCAUAAUUCCCUGAUUACAGUAGAAUAGUCAGUAGCGCGAGAGAGAGAAAAAAAGAGAAGAGAGAGAGAGAGAGAGAGAGAGAGACAGACAGACAGAAAGAGAGAGAGAGAGAGAGAGAGAGAGAGAGAGAGAGAGAGAGAGAGAGAGAGAGAGAGAGAGAGAGAGAGAGAGACAGACAGAAGCGUCUGUUAUCAAUGCGGCAUAAUCACUCGGCGCGAGGAGAAAUGGAGCAGGACAGGCUCUGAGGUGGACAUGGACAUGUUCUUUUGGGAGACGGAGCUCCUGAUCAUUUUCUCUACCUGCUCCACCAGGUCUCCACCUGUGUGAGGUCACGGAGAGCCGGCGCGCGCGCGCGCUCUCCGCAUGAAUCACGCGCACUGACAGGUAGACAGACCCGCAAGCCGUGUGUGCGUGUGUAUUGCGUGCGUGCGUGCGCGCGCGCGUGCGUGUGUGGUGUGCGUGCGUGUGUGUGUGUGUGCGUGUGUGUGUGUGUGUAGGAUUUUGUAUUAUUAUUAUUUAGAGACAGAUUCAGGCAGAACCCCCACCACCACCACCACUUUGCAGAGAUGCUUCCUGCGUCGGAAGCCGCAAAGAUCUACCAGACGAACUACGUGAGGAACUCGCGCGCCAUCGGCGUGCUGUGGGCAAUCUUCACCGUGCUGUUCGCCAUCGUCAAUGUGGUGUGCUUCAUCCAGCCCUACUGGAUCGGCGACGGCGCGGAGACCCCGCAGGUGGGCUACUUCGGCCUCUUCCACUACUGCAUCGGCAACGGCGUGGCGCGCGAGCUGGCCUGCUACGGCACCUUCUCCGACUUCAGCUCCAUCCCGUCGGGAGCCUUCAAGGCCGCGUCCUUCUUCGUGGCCACCUCCAUGGUGCUGGUGCUCUCCUGCAUCGCCUGCUUCGCGCUCUUCUUCUUCUGCAGCACCGCCACUGUCUUCAAGAUCUGCGGCUGGAUGCAGCUCGCGGCAGGUACAUGCCUAGUGCUCGGAUGUCUCAUCUACCCUGACGGCUGGGAUGCUGAGCAGGUGAAGCGGAUGUGUGGAGAGCAGACGGAUAAGUACACGAUCGGAGAAUGCUCAGUGCGCUGGGCCUACAUCCUGGCCAUCAUGGGCAUCUUGGACGCCCUCAUCCUCUCCUUCCUCGCCUUCGUGCUGGGAAACCGGCAGGACGGCCUCAUGGGAGACGAGCUGCUGGGAGACAAAAGUGGAAACGCGUAGACGUUCAGCCGGAGGAGGGUGAGUUGAGAUUGAUUGGGGGAGAGAAAAAAAAAGAAGAAGUGAAGUUACGUGAUCCAGUCACCAUCCAGCUUUUUUUUUCUUUCUUUUUUUUUACCCAGAAUCCUCUGGGGCUGAGGGGCUGAGUGUGUAUUAAAGGGAAAAGAAAAAAAAAGAUGUCCAGAUUGUUGAAGAAAAAAAAAAGAAAAAGGAGAACAGACUUUACACGGCUGUAAGGACUGGACCAGGCAGCUACACACACACACACACACACACACACACACACACACACACACACACACAGUUCUUUAAUGUGUUAGGAUUGGUGUCAGCAUUUCACAAUCUGUAUGUCUCUAUACACACACACACACACACACACACACACACACACACACACACACACACACAAUAUACUGUAUAAACGUGUACUUGUGGACAGAACCGGACUCUCCAAGCGAAGCUGGAGACUGUUACCAUGGUGACGAAUACCACCGGAGGAGAAUGAGGGAGUCAUGGCAACCUCUGUUUCCUUUCAGAAGUAAAUUACCACAACAGAGGAGCCAGAAAAAGACCACACACACACACACACACACACACACACGUUUAUUUAACCCUGUUCUGUAGAUAGAUGGUGAUCGCUACGUGUCAGUGACGUGUUGUUCUUCUCUUCCUCGUUAAAGCGGUGUAUAUAUCUCCCAAAAUUCACUCAUUUUUAUAUAAAGCAACUUAAAGAUCUAAAGACGCUCUGAACACCAUUAUUUAGGUUCCGGUGUCGACAUCAUACACAUAAAACAGCUACAUGC
Molecule: messenger RNA, 2250 nt
Organism: Silurus meridionalis
Lineage: Eukaryota; Metazoa; Chordata; Actinopteri; Siluriformes; Siluridae
Gene: lhfpl3
Product: LHFPL tetraspan subfamily member 3
Exons: 4
Coding region: 800-1450 (216 amino acids)
Biological process (GO): sensory perception of sound
Cellular component (GO): plasma membrane
Source: RefSeq, a predicted model, not a curated record